Molecule: messenger RNA, 3962 nt
Organism: Perca fluviatilis (European perch)
Lineage: Eukaryota; Metazoa; Chordata; Actinopteri; Perciformes; Percidae
Gene: b3gnt2l
Product: UDP-GlcNAc:betaGal beta-1,3-N-acetylglucosaminyltransferase 2, like
Exons: 2
Coding region: 2611-3876 (421 amino acids)
Cellular component (GO): membrane
Molecular function (GO): protein N-acetylglucosaminyltransferase activity
Source: RefSeq, a predicted model, not a curated record
CUGCUCCGGACAAGUCUCAAGCCCUCUACAGCCGACUUGCAGCCUUCUUCUUUUUGCCUUGAGCGUCUCCCCUUUCCUAGCAGCAAUCAUAAUUGUUUGACCAUUAGGCCCUUAUAUUCCCUCUCAGAUGCUGUGUUUCUUUGCCACCAUCUGCAGUAUUUGUUCUUGCCUUUUUAAUCCGCUCCGCUCAAUGCUCCAAAAAUGGCCCUUACAGGUAUGAACACUAUUUUCCCCCGUGUGCAUGCCGCACACAGUAUGUUAGUUGUAUAUUGUUUUGAUCCAGGUGUUGGCCCAAUAUCAGUUAAAAUAUUCAUUAUGGGCUGCAAUACCUAAUACUCAUACCAGCACACUUGUGUAAUAAAGUUUUUAUUUAAUUAAAAUUAAAGUCUAAAGUAUCUAAAAUCUAUAAAAUCUCUAAAAGUAUAAAAUGGAUGAGAGGAUGCCAAUUUACUCACUUUGAUCAACAAAAUAUGUUUUCCAGAAUGUGCUUCAGAAUUAACUCGACUGACCAAAAUGCCAAUAUAGACUAAAGCACACACACACACACACACACACACACACACACACACACACACACACACACACACACACACAGGCUUUUGGUACUUUUGGAUGCUCGAGUGUAUCAGGGCACCUGUAAUAAAACAGCACUUCAUGUCAGCUGCAGAGCUUCUCUCCAAGCAGAGAGGCCCAGCGACAGUUUCUGAGGUUAUUCCAUGGCAAAUACCCACUUUGCCUUACACUGCAAAGUUCUCAGGACGUGAACACCUAGAUUUGAUGAAAAAAAGAAAUCAUGCUUUUAGAAGUGUUAUCAAUUAAUUUGCUACUUGUUUCUGUCAUUCCCAUUUAAAGUGCUUUUAUUUCACAAACAAAGGUGAAAGAAGCUCAUCACUUUUGUGAAAAUUUGCAUGGUUUGGUAAGCAUGAGAAAACUAGAGCAGCCGUUUUCCAGUGUAUAGGAGUUAUUUCUUAAGUGCGUGUUUUUUUUUUUUGGAAAGUCUUUUGUUUUCUGUCAUAACUAACCAGGCUGAAAAAAAGGCCUGCAUGAAAUACAAUACAUUGAAGAAAAAGGAGCUUUACUGAUCUGAACACUGUGCUCAUUUACCCUCCGGUGAUUUUUCAUGAGACAUUUUUACUUAAAUAAUGUGUAAAUCAGUGAUGUUUCCUGUCAAACGUUUGAAUAAACCUGUCUCAGACAUCCUGGGCGUGGCCUCCACCUGCCUGCAGACCUGCAGUGAUUCCGUUAUCAAUUUGUAUAUAAAUUAGAAUUCAAGUGAAAUGUAAUCCUGUCCGUUCCUACUAAAUUUAUAAAAAAUGAUGUUGGUUCUUGUGAAUUAUUGCGGAACAUUCGUGCAGAUGGACUUGAAUUUCAGCAUAUAAACAUGUAGCCUAAAUACAGAGGCUUGCAAAAGUUUUCAUACCCCUUGAAGUUUUCUACAUUUUUGUUACAUUACAACCACAAAUGUAAAUGCAUUUCAUUUGGAUUUUAUGUGAUAGACCAACACAAAGUGGUGCAUUAUUGUGAAGUGGAAGGAAAUUCAAAUUUUUUUACAAAUAAAAAACUGAAAAGCGUGGCGUGCAAAAGCAUUCAGCCCCCUUUACUCUUAUACCCCUAAAUAAAAUCCAGUGCAACCAAUUGCCUUCAGAAGUCACCUAAUUGGUAAACAGUCCACCUGUGUGUAAUCUAAUCUCAGUAUAAAUACAGCUGUUCUGUGAAGCCCAAGGAACAUACCAGAUAUUAGCUAUUUUGCAAAGAAGAAUGGGCAAAAAUGUCAGUCUCUAGAUGUGCAAAGCUGGUAGAGACAUAGACCCCGAAAGACUUGCAGCUGUAAUUGCAGUGAAAGGUGGUUCUACAAAGUAUUGACUCAGGGGGGGCUACUUUUGCACGCCACACUUUUCAGUUUUUUUAUUUGUAACAAAAAAAAAAUAUAUAAUUUUCCUUCCACUUCACAAUUUAUGCGCCACUUUGUGUUGGUCUAUCACAUAAAAUCCCAAUGAAAUACAUUUACGUUUGCGGUUGUAACGUUUAUCGGUGUGUUUUGCCGAAGGCACCGCUGCCUGGAAGGCACCGUUGGGAGGCACUGGUUAUGGUUAGGUGCCUUCCUAUGAGGUGCCUUGAAGGCAGCGGUCGCAGCGCUGCCUGGAAGGAGCAGUUGGGGGCAAAAAAACACCAUCGAGCGGUUGUAACGUGACAAAAUGUGGAAACGUUCAAGGGGUAUGAAUACUUUUGCAAGCCUCUGUAUAUAAAGGCCGUCGGGAGAGAUGAUUAGGGCGAGAGCGGCACUGAAAGACUAGUGGCAGCUGUUCAUGGACUAGCCUAUAGCCUACUGUUACUGUGACUCGAGCUCAUUCCACUUCUGGAAGGAGAGAAGGCACCUGCGUCCCUGACACACCUGGGCGAAGUUUGGAAUCAGAAGCAUCCGCACGUUUAAAUGGCUAUGUGGAGCUGCGCUGAACCUAGCUUCAGGUACACACAGUGUGUCGCCUGUUGACAGAGACUGUGUAAUGUGGAGACGAUAACACGCCAGGUCCCAGGGCCAUCUCCCACGAAAGAUGAUCCAUUUCUAGGAACGGCACACCAGAUAUAGCCUGGUGUACUCCCCUCGAGCCAAUGAGACGUAUUAAAACCUUAAGUGUCGUGGUUGUCCUGGCCACUUUGUUCCUGAUCUACUUCUACUCGACACUCCACCUGGAGACGGCCUACAGCCGCAGGGCUGGACCCGGCGGGCUCCAGAAGCAUCCCAGCCGCCAGGUUCAAGACAGCGAUGUGAAGACACCAUCCUCCACCACACCUCACCCUGAUGUCCACGAUGUGUCCGUCUCUGAUGUCCUCAGAGAGACCAUCCCUCGCAACGGCGCGUACUGGAACCGCCUGCUCUACGCUGCCCUCCGGAAUCUGGACAAGGGAGAAGAUCCUUUCAGACGUGACACCAAUUGGUCCGGCUGCAGGGAGACGAAUCAAGAGCUUCUGCAGAACAACGUGCACGACUUUGCCUCCUACCCAGUCUUAUUCCAGGACUUUUUGCAGGGCAUGAAGUGCAGGACCCCUCCAGUCCUGCUCAAUCAACCCAACAAGUGCAUCUCUGGCGACGGGAAGGGAGACAACCAGACCUUCCUGCUUUUUGCUAUCAAGUCAAACCCUGGGAACUUUGAGCGGAGGCAGGCGGUGCGGGAGACCUGGGGGCGAGAGGGGACGCAUCAGAGUGGACUGCGAGUGCGCACUGUGUUUCUGCUGGGUAGCCCCCCGCUGGACGACCCCCACCUCGCCCCACUGCUGUCAUUUGAAGCAAGCCACUUUAAGGACCUGGUGCAGUGGGACUUCCACGAGUCGCUCUUGAACCUGACGCUCAAAAUGAACACGUUCCUCCAGUGGCUACUGAAAACCUGCCCCAGCGCCUCCUUCGUCUUUAGCGGGGACGACGACGUGUUUGUGAACACGCCGGCGGUACUCGGCUACCUGCGGUCUCUGGAGCCUUCCAAGGCCUCUCGGUUGUAUGUAGGACAUGUCAUAAGCACAGCAAAUCCCCUCAGGGACCCUACAAGCAAGUACUACGUUCCCCUGAGCUUCUACGACGGCCCAUACCCUGCGUACGCCGGCGGGGGCGGUUUUCUGAUCUCUGGAGCGUUGCUGCAACGCCUACACUCAGUUUCACGCGUCAUUCCUUUUUUCCCCAUCGACGACGUCUACACUGGGAUGUGCAUUAAGGCUGUGGGGGUUUCUCCGGAGGCAAACAACGGCUUUCAGACAUUUGACGUCAAGGAGGAGGAUCGUGAGAACCUGUGUGUACAUAAGAGUCUUCUUCUGAUUCACCAGCGCUCCCCACAGCAGACCAAGAAGCUGUGGAAGGGCAUUCACAGCCCCUUGUUGACUUGUUGAAUAGCAGUGUUGUAUAAAGUACUAGAAAGCAAUACUUGAGUAAAGUACAAGUAUCAUACUAGAAAAAGACUUUGGUAGAAGUGAAA